AUGGAGAACUUGCGUUUGAAUUUGCCGCGGGCUGGCCGGACACCUGUUGGGGCCGCCCGUGCCAUCAAUGGCCGCGUUUUCAUCGCUGGCCUCGUGAUUGGCAAUAUUGGGCCUGGCUGCGAAUCUGCCGAGCUACGUUUGUUCAUGGCGGAGAUUCCCGAGCUCCCAGAUUCCAUGCGCGACAGAUGCUGCAGGCUUAUCCUUCGUGGCGCGCGCAGAACAAGCUGGGCGCGCGUUGAAUAUUUGGAACCAGCAAGUGCUUGCAGGUGCAGCUUUAGAUUUGCCUACUUCAGGUUCCAACAGUGGGAGCAGAGCACAACGGGCAACAAGCAGAGAAUAUUGAAUCCGGACUGGCCGACAACGCUGGCACAAGGUUACCUAGCCGUGCGAUGUCAUGGCUAA
Molecule: messenger RNA, 402 nt
Organism: Effrenium voratum
Lineage: Eukaryota; Dinophyceae; Suessiales; Symbiodiniaceae
Source: the annotation of a GenBank genome assembly